Molecule: messenger RNA, 2949 nt
Organism: Rhipicephalus sanguineus (brown dog tick)
Lineage: Eukaryota; Metazoa; Arthropoda; Arachnida; Ixodida; Ixodidae
Exons: 2
Coding region: 206-2170 (654 amino acids)
Molecular function (GO): protein binding
Source: RefSeq, a predicted model, not a curated record
UUUUGCUUCCUUCCUCCAUAUGAUCGCCCGCGGCCCGAGAGUCAAACGUACGUCAAUACGUCAAGGUGGCACGUUCGCGACGAGCAAAAUAUAAUUAGUGCCAGCGACUAGGGACUCUGCUGCGCACGAAAUGCGUCGGCCGACAUUCGCCUGAGUGCCGCACUGCGUCGAUCAACAUCGCUACUCGAGGGACAGCGCAGGUAAAAUGGAGGCCGCUAAGGUCUGCACGCAGGUAGAAGCCACCGCAACGGUGGACUGUCACUUCUCUUUGCUGCCGAACGAGCUUUGGGUGCGAAUUCUUAGCUACAUGGACCCGGAAACCAUGUUAGCUGCAGCAGCAGCGUGGCCCCGUUUGGCCGAUCUCACGUGCAACCGCUCGGUCGUGGGCACCGUCCGCUUCUCGGCCGAGACGCUUUCGGAGGACACGCUGAGCCGCUUCCUGCGGGCACCUCGCGCUGCGGCCAUUUCUACCUUGGACCUCACCAACUGCGCCCUGCCUUCCUCGAACGUCGUCGAACAAGGACUGGCGCGAUGCGUCAACCUCGCCACUCUUCGGUGCGUCAACUGUCGCCUAAGCAGUCGCGCGCUGUUCCAACUCGUGCUGACCAGGCUGCAGAAACUGGAGACUCUCCACUGGUCGCUGCUGGGUUGUCGCGGCGGCGGCGACGAGAUGGGGCCCGCCCUGAACGUGCUCGACGGCGGCAAGUUCAGCCGUCGUACGACUGCCGUUCGUUUCAUGUACGUCGAACUAGUCGAGAGCGCCGUCCACGUGCACGCGCUCAGCCGGUUCCUGCCGCGGUGUCCCCGUCUGCGCGACCUGCACGUGCACGUCCUAGGCGUCAGCAGCUGCGAGGCCUGCUCUCCAGGCGCCCCGACGGCGUACGGUGACCGCCCCCUGGCCGAGCUCGAGCGCUUCACGUACACGACGGACGCGGUGAGAGGCCGCUGCCCGUACGCGUCGCGCUCGGCGUUCAUCGAGUCCCGAGAACUGUGGCACCUUCUGCUGGGCGACGACGAGCCGCUCGUGCAGGCCUUCCGAGGCUACGCAACGCUGUGCAACAACGUGGCGUUGCGCGUGCGACCGCGCAAGUCCCGAAGCUGCGUCCACCUCUCCGAGCUGCUCGCAGGCGACGGGGUGGCCGACGCGAUGCCUCGCAUGUGCGUCACCGUCGACGAGCCGGCUCAGCUGUCGGCGGCCGCGGGGGCCGACCGCUGGUCUUCGCUGGAAGCACUGACACUGCUGUCGCCGUUGCCGCUCAACCGGCCCACGUUCCCUCCGGGCGUUGGAGCCCCGUACGAGGCGCCGCUCAAGUCUCUGCUGGCCGCCUGCUCGGCGCUGCGCGAGCUCAACCUGAGCCGCUUCCACUUCACGCCGGACCUGUCGUGCUGCGCCCUGCUGGCCUCGUCUUGCCCGCGUCACCUGAAGGCGCUGUCGUUGCCGGCGUGCGCCCUGGCCGAGCCGAACUCCCUCGAGGACCUCGCCCGCGCGCCUUUCGCCCUGCGGGAGCUGGACAUCCGGGGCAGCGCGACGACCGCGCACAGUGUGUGCGCCGUGUGCAGCGACCCCCGCACGUGCUGCGAGUCGUCGCUAGCGCCGCUGGCGGCACUGGGGCCUCUGCGGCGGCUCACCCUGUGCGGCCUGAGCAACGUGCACAGCAUUCAGUUCCUGGCCAACUGCCGGAUGCGCGAGCUGCGCCUCUCCCACUUGGGUCGCAGGGGACUGUGCUGCUACGUCCAGGGGCUGGGCACCGUGCUGGCAGCCCGGGCAGCCGACCUCCGCCUCCUCAAGAUGGAACACAACGCGCUCACGCUCAGCUCGAAGCUUCUGCUGCACCAGUUCACCAAGGCGACGUCCCUGGAAAUGCUGUGCCUGACUUCCAGCGCCCAACUGCGCCCCAUCGAGCAGCAGCAGUUACUUGACACGCUGGUUCCACAGCUCCCGAAGCUGCGCGUGCUGCACGUGCACGCCCCAAACCUGCGGCCUUUUUCGCAUCUAGCCCCGGGUCAGCCGCGGAUUUGCUUUGACAGCAGCAACAGUGACAAAGUCAACCCCACCAUUGUCUUCACCAACGAGCUGAGCAUUCUCUGCCGGGCAUGCAAUUUCAUUGGGCUUUCCAAGCCGCACAACCGGGACCCCGAGCCCCUGCAGAUGGAAGCUGCCAAUGGCUGAAAGGAUUGGCAUGGGGCGGCCACAUCCUUGUGAAGAAUGAAAAGGCAGGUUGGGUUUGUUUUGUUGCCCGCUGUUCUUGAACGAGAAUGUGGCAACAACGUAAAGUACAGGCUUGUUCUUUCUGGUCUGCUACGCAGCAGUUAAUAUUUCAUUUGUGGAAGGCAAGUGCAGUGAUUGUGCAUAGUGGUUCCUUUUUCAUUGCAUUAUGAUGUUUUGUUGAAACCAUUAACCACUCCUCUUGUUUACCGUAGUGUGGCUUUUGUGUUGGCUGUAAAACAGCCACGUGUGGGGCAUUGACAGUGAAGGAUUUGAUGCUGAAAGGUUGAGAAGUAAGUCCUCUCGGGUACAUUUUUGGUCUUACUGUCCGGAAAAGAAAAGAGAAGUGAGCAGAUGGGGGAGAAAAACGGGAACAGGGGAGGCCACCAGACAAGCCACGUGCAAUGUGACAUCUUGUCAUUGCUCACUUCUGCACAUCUUGUGGCUCAACGUGUGCAGAGUGAGUUGCUAGUCCCGCUGCUGUGACCUUGCAGUCUAGCGUUGUGAAUAUAAAUGAGAAGGUAGUGAAUGACACAGCCCUCUUUGUUUCUCUGCUAAGGUCACAGCAAGCACAAACUGUUAACCAGGCUCUUUGCGACAUCUCUCAGAGUCUGAACAGAACGGCUGCUUGCUUGCCACCAGCUUCUUUAUUUUCCACAUUAGGACUGUUUUGUCAGUUGACGAGCAUGCUGUGUAGAUGCACUUUCUCAACAUCUGAUUCAUGCUGCGGGAUAAAAGCCAAA